Photinus pyralis (common eastern firefly) is the source of this 1075-nucleotide messenger RNA. RefSeq lists its product as uncharacterized. The record is from RefSeq and is a predicted model, not a curated record. NCBI's taxonomy places the organism in Eukaryota, Metazoa, Arthropoda, Insecta, Coleoptera, Lampyridae. Bases 74 to 721 code for a protein of 215 amino acids. The transcript is spliced from 2 exons.
AUGGUUUUUUUUGGAUGGGAAAAGACCUAGCAGUCCCUUAGUCUCAACCUAUGUACAAGAGCUUAUCUCUAACAUGCAAGCAAUAAAUUUUACAUUGGAGCACUUCGACUUUCUUAAAACCCCAACCACAACGUCAACCUUAAUAUCACAUGCCGUACCGCCUUUAUUUAGUGCCAACUGGGCUAAGUGGGGUUACAAAACGAUAGGCGACUUCAGGAUUGGGGAUAGAUGGGUGGACGAAGAGGACUUACUUUUGCCUGAAAAUGCCACUAUGAAUGUCAGGAACCAACUUAUAGCCCACUACAGAAGGAUUAGAGUUUUUUUCCAGGCACUGUAUACCGAGCGCGAUGUAAACCGCAGAAAUACUCAUGAAAUUGUACUAAAAUUUAAGUACUUUGGAGGCACCACAUUAACUCUGAAUAAAAGCAACAGAAGAAAGCUACAAAACCUAAUCAUGGCUGAGUACUUUCAAAGGACUUCCGACAAAUGCUUAAGUAAUCACUGGACCGAGAACGAUACUAACUGGUCAUCAUUUUUCAACUGCUGUACAUCUGGUUCAAUGGCAGAAAUUAGCUGGCGGUUUGAGAAAAACAGAUUAGCAGAUCCGACCUAUCUGCUCAAAGCAAACAUCAGGGUUACUGAGAACUGCCAGCCAAAGAAAUUUGGGGCCUUGUUAUCGCAUGGGCAAGUAACAUCUGGCAAGGUAGAAGACUAUCACUAGUUGACGCGUUAUGUGGAGUAAAAGAGAACAACCGCAGUGAUAUUUUAAUCAAUUUUCUGACUAAUUCUGCAAAGUUUUAUAUAUAUGUUCAAUUAAUCACCGCCAUGAAAAACGACACGCAUCCAACGUCCCUUCGGGAUGGCUACCUAAAGGGCAUUAAAAGCAAAAUCUUAAUAACUUUCUCGUGGCAUAAAGGCAUGAAUAAAAUGGACAGUUUUAAAGAUCAGUGGUGCAUUGGCGAAGUGCUUUGCAGUGUUAAUCGGGGCGGAGAGUUAAAGUGGGGCGGAGUGUUGGAUUUGUAAACACGUAAAUAGUAACGUUCUGUAUGUAGGGAAAAAAAAUUUUUAGGUUAGG